Messenger RNA from Clavispora lusitaniae ATCC 42720, 810 nucleotides. RefSeq names its product Rtg1p (gene RTG1). Gene Ontology annotation, cellular component: nucleus. The record is from RefSeq and is a predicted model, not a curated record. Gene Ontology annotation, molecular function: RNA polymerase II cis-regulatory region sequence-specific DNA binding; DNA-binding transcription factor activity, RNA polymerase II-specific; protein dimerization activity. Gene Ontology annotation, biological process: regulation of transcription by RNA polymerase II. Lineage: Eukaryota; Fungi; Ascomycota; Pichiomycetes; Serinales; Metschnikowiaceae.
AUGAGACUUUCUUUUGCUAGCCAAAAACAAGAAAGAUCCUUCCUCUUUGGAAUUGAUGAUAGAUGCACUACCACAUUCCCACUUUCGUUUCCAUUAUCCACACUUCUGAGAGCAACAAUUAUUCUGGUUUCCAUGUCAGCGUAUUCAGAUAAUUAUUUGCUGCUUUCGGGAUCUGGGUCUGGAACCCAGUCACCACGAAUUCCUAGCAUAAAUAUCAAAAACGAGCCGGGCUCGCCUGUUAAUAAUGAACUUCUCAGUCGGUCGCUAGACAUCAAGAAACAAUUGUCCCAGUCUUUCCAAGGAACUAGUUCGGGCGGGAUUUCUAAACCACAGUCUAGGCGCAAUUCGGCGUUCCACGUGAUGUCAGACCAAGAUGACGAAGAUGAUGGUCAGGGCCACGAGAGAAAACGACGUGAUCACAUUAAUGACCGUAUCCAAGAAUUGUUGACCUUGAUACCUCCAGACUAUUUCCAAGAUUCAUCAAAAGACCAAGGCACCGCAGAAGAGCUUGCUGCACGUAAUACAGGUACAAAAGAUGGGAAACCAAACAAGGGCCAGAUUUUGAGCAAAUCCGUCGAGUACAUCAAGGACUUGCAGAAUCUCAUUGAUGAGAACAAUAGAAUGGAGGUGCAGCUACUAGUCAAGUUGCGCAAAUUGGAGAUGUACGAACAAGGGAAAGUGAAUGUUCCCGUCUCUGUCGGUACCACGAGCGCAGAAUUGGCAUUGGGAGAAAUAGGUGUGGGUCCCCACUCGGAGGAAUAUUUUCGUAAGGUGUUGAAAGACGCCACGGGUUUGGAUCGUGACGUUUGA